GUAAUCCUCCAAACAUUUCAAACCGUCACCUAGCUAGUACUCACAAAAAUAACUAUGUUUCUCUGUUGAAGGUUCCAUCAUCAUCAUCAUCUUAUAAUAAUGGAGUUGGAGAUGCAUACGGUCCUUGCUCAAUUGCUGAGACUAGCAUGGAUCGCUGGUACACUUCCCAUUCUCAUCGCUUCAAUCCCAAUUCCCAAACUCAACUUCUUCCAUACAAUAUUGUUGGGUUUUGCUAGAAGGGGAAAAAUCAUGCACUCAUCUUCCCAGAAAUUCACGCUCCCUCAGAGAUUCUUCUUGCACUUCUAUAUUGUUGCAUCAAUAUGGACAACGUUCUUGCUUGUUGCAACUUGGUGUUAUGCAUACACAGUGGUGCCACCGGUUAGGGAAUCAUCUGCAUACUCUACCAUUACAAGCUACUUGAUCGGAGGCUCAGCUCUGAGAACUGAUUCAACUACAAUGUUUCAGAGGCAUGCUGUUUGGCAAGCUGUUUUUCUUCUUUUGUUAAUGGAAGCUCAAGUGUUGAGACGCUUAUUUGAAACCAUAUAUGUAUUUAAAUAUAGCCCCUCUGCCCGCAUGCACAUCCUUGGUUAUCUCACUGGAAUGUUCUUCUACCUAGGAGCACCACUGUCGCUGUGUGCUGAUUGCGCCUUAGAUGUGUUUUACUUCCUAGUAAAUCUAGUCACCAAGUUCAUCGUCGUAGGCAAGGAUCAUAUGCCACCAGUGGAGGUAGAACUUUGGCAAGUUGUAAAUCCUCUCGUCAGGCUUGGAUGGAGGCAUUGGAUCGGCGCAGCUGUUUUUUUUUGGGGUUGGAUUCAUCAACAAAGAUGCCAUAAGAUUCUUGGUUCGCUUCGAGAUUCAAGACAUAUCUGUUUUCCUUAUGCUAUUAUGUGA
Messenger RNA from Arachis duranensis, 891 nucleotides. RefSeq names its product polyprenol reductase 2. Lineage: Eukaryota; Viridiplantae; Streptophyta; Magnoliopsida; Fabales; Fabaceae. Gene Ontology annotation, molecular function: 3-oxo-5-alpha-steroid 4-dehydrogenase activity. The transcript has 4 exons. Gene Ontology annotation, cellular component: endoplasmic reticulum. The record is from RefSeq and is a predicted model, not a curated record. Gene Ontology annotation, biological process: polyprenol catabolic process; dolichol-linked oligosaccharide biosynthetic process. The coding region runs from base 100 to 891 and encodes 263 amino acids.